AUGCAAGUCUUCUUCUUCUUUUUCUCUUUGAUCCUCUGUUUCGCUCUGAUCUUCGCUGAGACCCUUGAAAACGACAAGAGAGCUUUGCUUGAUUUCUUGUCACAUUUCAGUUUACCUCUUCACCGCUGGAACCAGAGCUCUCCGACUUGCCAUCAGUGGACCGGAGUUACCUGCAGCCGAAACAGAAUCGUAUCCGUUAGAUUGCCUGCGGUUGGACUCAACGGUUUGAUCCCACCAUUCACCAUCACUCGUCUCUCGUCUCUAAAGAUUCUAAGCCUUAGAAACAACCAGCUCACAGGAGAGCUCCCUCCUGAUCUCAUCAACCUCAAGAACCUGACUCGUCUCUACCUACAACACAACCGCCUCUCCGGUCCAUUACCAGAGACUCUCUCGGAGUUAAAGAAUCUCAAGGUUCUUGAUCUUUCUAACAAUGGACUCAACGGAAGCAUCCCAUCAUCUCUUUCACGUUUGACCAGACUUAGAGUCUUGAACCUUGCAAACAAUUCAUUCUCAGGGGACAUUCCCGAUCUCGAUCUUCCAAACCUGAGGCAAAUCGACCUGUCAAACAAUAAACUUAUCGGCGCAAUACCCAAGUCUCUUCAAAGAUUCCAAACUUCAGCGUUUUCCGGAAACAACAUAACCGGAAAGGAGACACAAAACAAGACUCCUUUCGGGUUAAGCCAGCUUGCUUUCUUGCUCAUUCUCUCCGCAGCUUGCGUUUUGGGUGUUUCUGGACUCUCCUGUAUAAUAAUGAUCACUUGUUUCGGGAAGUCUAGAAUCUCCGGGAAGUUUCGGAAGAGAGACUCCUCCUCCUCGUCGUCCACUCCUCCAGGGAACUGGACAUCUAGAGACGAUGAUAACAAUGAAGGAGGAAAGAUCAUCUUCUUCGGGGGAAAGAACCAUUUGUUUGAUUUAGACGAUCUGCUAAGCUCAUCAGCUCAAGUUUUGGGUAAAGGCGCCUUUGGUACAACCUAUAAGGUAACAAUGGAAGACAUGAGCACGGUGGUUGUGAAGCGUCUGAAGGAAGUUGUUGCGGGAAGAAGAGAGUUUGAGCAACAAAUGGAGAUGAUUGGCGCGAUCAGACAUGAGAAUGUAGCUGAGCUAAAGGCUUACUACUAUUCCAAAGACGAUAAACUCGCUAUUUAUAGCUACUACACUCAAGGAAGCCUCUUCCAGAUGCUGCACGGAAACAGAGGAAUGUAUGAUCGAGUACCUUUGGAUUGGGACGCUAGACUGAGGAUAGCAACAGGUGCAGCUAGAGGAUUGGCUAAGAUCCAUGAAGGGAACAACGGGAGACUCAUCCAUGGGAACAUCAAAUCAUCAAACAUCUUCUUAGACUCGCAAGGCCACGGCUGCAUAGGAGACAUUGGCUUAACAACCAUCAUGAGAUCUCUUCCUCAAAGGACUUGCCUUACUUCAGGUUACCACGCACCUGAAAUAACAGACACGAGAAGAAGCACGCAGUCUUCGGAUGUAUACAGCUUCGGGGUUGUUUUACUCGAGCUCUUGACAGGGAAGUCGCCGGCAAGUCGAGAGACGAAACAUGGCGAGAAGAUGUAUUUGGCCACGUGGAUAAGGAAUGUGGUGGUGGAAGAGUGGACAGGGGAAGUAUUCGAUAUGGAGAUUUUGAGUGAGUCAGGUGGGUUCGAGGAAGAGAUGGUUGAGAUGAUGCAAAUAGGGUUGGCUUGUGUUGCUGUGAAGCAACAAGAACGACCUCACAUAGCUCAUGUUGUGAAAAUGAUCCAAGAUAUUCGAUCAACUGAUGCAGAGUGACUGAAUAAACAUUAGAUCACUUUUUUUCCUUGGUAG
Messenger RNA from Brassica oleracea var. oleracea, 1809 nucleotides. RefSeq names its product putative inactive receptor-like protein kinase At1g64210. Gene Ontology annotation, biological process: protein phosphorylation. The record is from RefSeq and is a predicted model, not a curated record. NCBI's taxonomy places the organism in Eukaryota, Viridiplantae, Streptophyta, Magnoliopsida, Brassicales, Brassicaceae. The transcript has 2 exons. Bases 1 to 1773 code for a protein of 590 amino acids. Gene Ontology annotation, molecular function: protein kinase activity; ATP binding; protein binding.